AUGAAACACUACGGUCAGACCGCACUAAGUAGCUUCCCCCCUCCGAGCCACCGGAGGCAAGAUCCGUCUCCGGCAGACAGUCAUGCAGCGAAGGAGCAGGCGGUCCGUCUAAGGAGACACAAUCUGCCAAUUAUCCGAUUAGGUGCCAUUUAUGCACUCCGGCUUACCUGCUGGACUUUGGCUUUCCUGAACCACUUUCGACGGCCAACACUCGAAUCCGAGGAGACGGAGCUGGAGGCAAAGAUUCGUGCUCGUCGGCUGCGGGAGAAUGCGAAGACAUUACUUCAAAAUAAGGAAUCUGGGUACUUCGAGACACAGAAACGAGCCCUGUCGAGUCCUAGUUCUACCUUUAUGCUGUUUGAUUUGGUCAAGGACAGCUUCAUAAACGUUUUGCAGACGAUUGUGAUCGCUGGUUCGAUCAAUUGGAUGUUUCCCGAAUUCAUGACGACGGAGGUUCCGUAUCCACUAACGAUGCGCAUCAAGUCAAUGUUGCAACGGGGCAUAGAACUGGCCUUCAUCAGCUUCGUGAUAUUUCCCGAACGUAUUCGACUGAGAAGCAAUUACACGCUGGUCCUGGGAGAGGAUAGUAGUGCGAAUUGA
Molecule: messenger RNA, 600 nt
Organism: Toxorhynchites rutilus septentrionalis
Lineage: Eukaryota; Metazoa; Arthropoda; Insecta; Diptera; Culicidae
Product: ER membrane protein complex subunit 3-like
Exons: 2
Coding region: 1-600 (199 amino acids)
Biological process (GO): protein folding in endoplasmic reticulum
Cellular component (GO): membrane; EMC complex
Source: RefSeq, a predicted model, not a curated record